AUGUUUUCAUCCGGCGGAGGCCAACCACCUCGACAGCCCGAAUUCGACCUUAACCAAAUUCUCGGCCGCCUGAGCGCCAUUUUCGGUGGCGCCGGCGGACGCCUGGGCGGCGCCAACAUUGGAAUCCUCAUCGUUGCCGUCGUCGCCCUGAUCGCCAUCAUCUGGGCCGCCACCGGCGUAUACACCAUCAGCCCAGGCGAAAACGCCGCCCUGCGUCUCUUUGGCGCGGUUCAGGGCAACCCCGUUGACGCGGAAGGACUGCACUGGUGGUGGCCGUCUCCGGUUGGCAAAAAAGACGUCGUAAUGGUCACGCAAACCCGUCGUAUGGAGCUGGGUUUCAUCUCCAACGCCGCCGAAACCAAAACCACGGUCGAAAAUGAAGCCCUGAUGAUUUCGGGGGACCUCAACAUUGUCGACGUGCAGAUGGUGGUGCAAUACCGCAUCAGCAACCUCAACAACUUCCUGUUCAAUGUCGAUGACCCCGGCGAGCUGGCGCGGAACAUUCCAGAAGGCCGCCCCGACGGUCGCACCCUCAAAGAUGGCGCUGAAGCCGCCCUGCGUCUGGUGGUCGGCCAACGCUCCAUCGACGACGUGCUGGUGCGCGGUCGCGAAUUGGUGGAAUCCGACACCAGGACGAGGCUGCAAGCCAUUUUGAACACCUACACGGCUGGCAUCGAGGUAAUCUCGGUGCAGCUGCAGGACGUCAAAGCGCCCGAAGAGGUACGCGAGGCUUUUGACGACGUGCUGCGUGGCCGGCAAGAGCGCGAAACCCGCAUCAACCAGGCCCUGGCCUACGAGGCCGACGUUAUCCCGCGAGCCAGGGGUGACGCCGAGCGCAUCAUCCAGGCGGCAGAAGCCUUCAGACAGUCCCGCAUCGAAACCGCCAACGGUGAAUCUCUGCGCUUUGAGGCCGUUCUCAAUGAAUACCUGAACUCUCCAGAAGUAACGCGCCAGCGCCUCUACCUGGAAGCCCUGGAAUCGGUGCUGCCCAGCGUAACCAAGAUCGUCGUCGACGGCUCAAACGACCCCCUAAUUAUUGUGGGACAGGGGAGCAACAUCGUACCUGCGCCAAUCGGGCCCAACCCCUAG
This is a messenger RNA of Geodia barretti, 1089 nucleotides long. NCBI's taxonomy places the organism in Eukaryota, Metazoa, Porifera, Demospongiae, Tetractinellida, Geodiidae. The record is from the annotation of a GenBank genome assembly.